Messenger RNA from Corvus hawaiiensis (hawaiian crow), 881 nucleotides. RefSeq names its product autophagy related 12 (gene ATG12). NCBI's taxonomy places the organism in Eukaryota, Metazoa, Chordata, Aves, Passeriformes, Corvidae. Gene Ontology annotation, biological process: autophagy of mitochondrion; nucleophagy; C-terminal protein lipidation. The coding region runs from base 72 to 524 and encodes 150 amino acids. Gene Ontology annotation, cellular component: Atg12-Atg5-Atg16 complex; phagophore assembly site membrane; cytoplasm. The record is from RefSeq and is a predicted model, not a curated record. The transcript is spliced from 4 exons.
AAAACGCCUCGCGGGGCGAAGGCCGCCGCUUGCGUGGCGUCACUUCCCGCCGCCCGCGCAGCAGCGGCAUCAUGGCGGAGCCGGAGGAGCAGCAGCAGCAGCAGCAGCAGCCGCCGCCGCCCGCCGCGGCGCAGAGCGGGGGCCGGAGCGACGGCGGGGAGGAGGUCCCGGAGGGCGGGGCCGCUGCGGGGCCCGCCGAACCGGGGCCGCCCUCAGCCGGGUCGCCGGGCACCGAGGAGCCCGUAGGCGACGCGAAAAAGAAAAUUGAUGUGCUGCUGAAGGCCGUGGGCGACACCCCCAUCAUGAGGACCAAGAAGUGGGCGGUGGAGCGGACCCGGACCAUCCAGGGCCUCGUGGACUUCAUCAAGAAGUUCCUCAAGCUGAUGGCCUCAGAACAGCUGUUCAUAUAUGUAAACCAGUCUUUUGCUCCAUCUCCAGACCAAGAAGUGGGGACCCUCUAUGAGUGUUUUGGAAGUGAUGGCAAGCUUGUACUGCAUUAUUGCAAAACUCAGGCAUGGGGAUGAAUGACUGACAACACAGUUGUUCAGGUGUUCUCUUCAAAAAUGGAGAAAGGACUAAUUUAAGCUGUAAACACACAGAAAGAGGGAUGUUUGCGUUGCUGCCUUUGAGCAUAUGAUGCAGGUGAAUAGCAUAAGCAAAGAGCUGCCUAGGCUAUCUGUUCACAUGGCUUUUUCCUGAUGUACAUUUGGGGUGCAGAAAAAACACCUGCAUCUGCCAGUACUCUUGCUGCUGACUUCUUAAUUGCUGUAUCUGAAGGGAAACUAUUUCACUUGUCUGGAGGACUGACUGGACAGCUCUGUAUAUGCUGUACUGAUGAUAAGAGAACCUUUUUAUUAAAAGUAAUGUCUGUUGUGCAUGUA